GUACGGCAAUUCCCAGCUCGGCAACUUUACGACAACCAUGAGUGGCCUCGCCGACGAACUGCUUGCCGACCUUGAUGGACUCUCAGAUGCUGAAGAAGAAUACGAAGAGAAAAAUCUCCGUCAAAGAAAGGCAGAUGACGCCGGUUCCGAUGCUGAAACGGACGACAAUGAAGAGGAGGCCGGUGAAGGCCAACAAGCAGUGGGCAGCCUGGUUCUUGCUGGAGGCGUCAAACCGGCAGAAGAACUUGACGCUGAAGACGUGCAACAGAUGGAACUGGGCAGCGUUGAGGACGUGACCAAUAUUGCUAAACUUGAUGGGAGUAAGAGAAUGACCGACCUUUUAAAGGAAAUCGAAAAAUACCAGGCAAAUCCUAGCACACCCGAAGCUAUGGCGUUGCCCGCCCAUAUGAAUCCUGAAUACACACUCAUUGUCCAAGCCAACAACCUUUCUGUUGAUGUUGAAAACGACAUAAUGGUCGUUCAUAAGUUCAUUCGAGACCAUUAUGCCCCAAAGUUUCCUGAGCUCGAACAACUAGUGACUGACCCGGCAAUGUACAUUCGUUCUGUGCGCGUUCUUGCGAAUAACGAGGACCCUACGAAAGUCGACUUAUCCGGCGUUCUGCCUCCAGCUAUAAUUAUGAGUGUCGUCGUCACUGCCACAACAACGUCAGGCAAGCAAUUAACCGACGCCCAGUGGGAGGCUGUCCGGCGGGCCUGUGACCUUGCAGACCGUUUGGAAGAGGCCCGGAAAAAGAUAUUCAUGUACGUCAGUUCUAGAAUGAACGUCUUGGCACCCAAUCUUUCAGCAAUUGUUGGCACCACUACAGCCGCGAAACUCCUAGGUGUUGCGGGCGGCCUCAGCGCAUUGGCGAAAAUGCCGGCUUGCAAUGUUCAUCUCCUCGGCGCUCAGAGGAAAAUAACGGCUGGCUUUUCAACAGCUACGCAAAAACGGCAUACAGGAUUCAUAUUCCAGUCUGAACUUGUGACACAAACACCACCAGAAUAUCAGCUCAAAAUACAACGCACAAUUGGGGCAAAGUCCGUUUUGGCAGCUCGUAUGGACCUGGAACGUCAGCGCCGGGAUGGUUACAUAUCGAUCGUCCUCGCCGCUCCUCCUCCCUCCAAGGUGACGAAAGCUCUACCAGUUCCAGGGGACGGACCAAAAAAACGAAGAGGCGGGAAACGGGCACGAAAGGCCAAAGAAGCCUAUGCGCAGACAGAAUUACGGAAGCUGCAGAAUCGCAUGGCUUUCGGAGAGGUGGAACAGGAAGUGGGUGCCUUUGAUCAGACCAAGGGGUUGGGUUUGAUCGGUGCUGGUACUGGUAAAGUCCGGGCAGGCAUGGGAGAAGCUAACAGCAGAGCCAAAUUAUCCAAAGCCAAUAGGUUACGUACGUCUGCAUUGACUCGUGCCGCCCAAGUUUCGGAUUCAGGAACUGCAACUUCAUUGAGUGUUACACCAGCACAAGGAUUUGAACUUACGAAUAGGGCAGCUGCUGCCCAGCGCGUAAAGGAGGCUAAUGAGAGAUGGUUUGCUGCUGGGAGCUUCUCAUUUGUAGGUCAGAAGGGUACUUGACCAUGGGUGUACACGGUGUCCGAGCUUAUACUAUCCACGAUACGAUGAUUAU
Desarmillaria tabescens is the source of this 1625-nucleotide messenger RNA. RefSeq lists its product as uncharacterized. The coding region runs from base 38 to 1573 and encodes 511 amino acids. Lineage: Eukaryota; Fungi; Basidiomycota; Agaricomycetes; Agaricales; Physalacriaceae. Gene Ontology annotation, biological process: spliceosomal tri-snRNP complex assembly; mRNA splicing, via spliceosome. Gene Ontology annotation, cellular component: precatalytic spliceosome; U4 snRNP; U4/U6 x U5 tri-snRNP complex. The record is from RefSeq and is a predicted model, not a curated record. The transcript has 11 exons.